AGGAAGUACUGUGAGGGGCUGGCUGAAGAAGUAUGGGCUGCAAGAUGGGGGAAAGCCAGCAACACCACUACCUUCAGGGUUUACUGUGGAGCCAUGUGCUGAUGAGGAGAUAGUGAAGACCCAUCAGCAGCAGCAGAUAUUUUCACUAAGCGUCUGGCGGAGGCGGAUCAUUGGAAGGGCAUGAAGCUUGCUGGGAUGAGUGUGCAUUGAGUAUGCAUGCUUGAGAUGUGGUAUGGUGGAUGAUGGUUGGAAGCCAGAGGGGGAGAUUGUUGUGUGAUGUCAUCAUAUGCUAUCACAUUCUGU
Messenger RNA from Closterium sp. NIES-67, 303 nucleotides. The record is from the annotation of a GenBank genome assembly. Lineage: Eukaryota; Viridiplantae; Streptophyta; Zygnematophyceae; Desmidiales; Closteriaceae.